This is a messenger RNA of Mytilus trossulus (common blue mussel), 1495 nucleotides long. RefSeq lists its product as uncharacterized. The transcript is spliced from 2 exons. The coding region runs from base 194 to 1495 and encodes 433 amino acids. The record is from RefSeq and is a predicted model, not a curated record. Gene Ontology annotation, molecular function: ATP binding; ATP hydrolysis activity. NCBI's taxonomy places the organism in Eukaryota, Metazoa, Mollusca, Bivalvia, Mytilida, Mytilidae.
CUCAUAAUACAAUAAUCAAUAUUAAAUUCUUUUUAUUCUAUGUAUAAUACACACACCAUAUUAUAUAACUUCCGCGCACAUGACAGCAUUCUAAGAAGUAGUGACAUAAACGUAAACAGGAGAUACACAUGUAUAAGUAGUGCAUCGAUCCGGGGACAUUUAAAUUAGGUUUUUUUUGGAAUUUGAGCGGUGUAUGUUACGAUCCAUAACCACACACAACUUCAUACACUUUAUUAGGCCACAAAGAUUAGAGUUCAAAGAUGGCACCAAUUACAUAGUUGGUGGAAACUCGACUGGUAAAUCGGCAAUUUUGGAACUGAUACGUAGAAGUUUGUCAAAUGAUAUCAAUACAACUUCAUCCUCGUUCAAUAUUGAUUCUAGCAUUGCAUAUUCAAUCUGUCAUUUCAAAAUCCCAGAUGAGAUCAAGCAACAGUUUCCUUGCAAUUCAACCGAUAUCCUCUCUGGUCUCUUUGUGGAGAAAGCAAAUAAAAGCGACAAAGGCCAACUUUCUUAUUACUAUUUCAAAGUUUUAGUAAUGGCGAAGGAGUUAAAUAGCUUAGAAAUAUUAAUAACUAGAUUUGAAGGGUUGAGUUCAUGUAAUGCAGACCAACUUCAUUCCCCAUUAUAUUUGUAUUAUUUUAACAAUGAUAAAAUAUUAGAGUCUAUAAAAGAUGUAAUGAGAGAAGACAACCAUGCUACCUACUAUGAAAGUAUCCAGUCUCUUUUUGAUGAGAUAAAGCAAAAUGCUAUCUCUGAUGAAAACAUUUGCAACCAAGAUAAAGUUGGCAAUUUAUUCAAGAGCCUGGAAGAUGGUUAUGUGAGCGUCCUACCAAUGCGUUCAAUUGGGCCUUUACAGUGGACUAGAAGUGAAAAGAAUUGUCACAGCGAGAGAGAGAAUAACUAUACAAUUGCAUGUCAAAGAGCAGAGAUUAUAAAUAAUCUCAUAGACAGCGAUAAAACUGACCCACAUCUUCUCAAUGAAUAUCACGAAUUGCUAGUUGCUCCAUAUAGCUUUCAAAAAGAGGGAAGCGACGUUUUUAUGCAUAACAACGACGGAGCAACCACAAUUAAAAAGCCCCUCUUAAAAACUCCCGAGGGCAUAAUAGAGGCUGAACAGCUUAUACUGCUGUUAUCUCAAAGCAACCUGUUCACAAUUACAUUAGAAGAGCCAGACAGAGGAAUGCACCCACAAAUGAUAACAAAAAUGCGAGACUGGGUUUUAAAGAAAGUGAAGAAUAAGACCAUUCUUGUUAUAUCCCACAAUCCGUCCAUUUUGGAUCAUGCAGUUCUUGACAGAACAUAUAUAUUCUCAAAAAGUAUCCAAAGAGGAUGCAUAUCUCACUCUGUCCUGAAAUUCCCUGAUAGAUAUAGAAAAUACGGACGAAUCGAAGAAAUGAAGAAUCUUUUAUUUUGUGAACGCGUUUUAUUUGUAGAAGGAUUUACCGAUAAGAGUUUAGAAAAUACAUAUCAACUAUUCAUGUCGCAGAUUUGGUAG